GAAGGGGAGAAGGAAAAGAAAGGGAGAUGGAGGAGGAGGAGAGAGUGAGGGAGAGGGUGACCAAACGGAGGGAGGGAGGGGGGAACGGCUUAUGCUUGUAUACAACCCUGAUUUCCAUUUUUUUCCCAACUCGUAAUGUAUUUAAUUCAAGUGAAACGUAAUCAUGACGUGUGGUGUCAUUAAUCUGCUCGCCGCCUCUCCCAAAGUUGAAGGAGGAGGCUGCUUCCGAACAGUGUCCCCCCCCAGCCGAGACCUUAAAGGAUGGCAUAACAUCUCACACACUGCUGAGGAUGGAUUCUCCACCAGAAUGUGUGCUGUCUCUUUCCUGUGAGCAGCCCCAGUCCCCCCCGACUCUGCCCUCCUUGGACCACAGCCCCCAGGCCUCCUCUCCUCCGGCUGACAGCCCCGUCAUCCUGCAGACCCACAGCCCCGAACCCUCCCGUCCGAGCCCAGACACCACCCCGUAUUUCUCCCUAUCCUCCUCUCCCCUCCUGGAGGAUGAUGGGAGCCGCCACUUUGAUGCUGACGCUGAAGAGGUGCUGGAAGGAAUUCCUGCAUCACCCAUCCCGGCAGUGGCUCUCUUUCCAGGGGGUCAGGAGGCAGGAUGUAGCCCUGGACUGGACUCCUCCCCCCCUGACACACCGUCAGCUCCAUUCCUCGGGUACGGGGCGCUGGAGCUGGCCCUGUCCUCAGGACAGGGUGGAAACUGCAGUGAGGAGCUAGACCUUCAGCUGUUCAGGAAGGACACUGCCACCAGGACCGUACCGGGAGUGGGGGCAGCAUCUGGGCCGGCCCUCAGGUUUCCUUGUCACGUGUGUGGGAAGAGGUUUCGGUUCCAGAGCAUCUUGUCUCUACACGCUCGAGCUCACAGUCUGGAUCGGGAUCGCCGAGCUUCAGCCCUCUAUCGCUCCGAAAUCCCACCCCCUCCUCUAAAGAAGCACCUCAAGGCCCAGCAGAACCACCAGGACUUCAUUUCCAACCACAGAAGUCGCUCAAACCAGCGUUUACUUCCCGGAGCGCUCAUCCAGCACCUCACUAAAGAUGAGGACGGUAACCUCAAAGGUCCGGAUGACGACCGACAGCUAAACCAGAAGCCGAACUUCUCCCUUGAGGAAAGCACACCCGUGACACCUCCUCUCACAGAGGAGCACACAUCUGUGACCUCCCCCCAUUCCUCCACAACUGGGGAUGGUUCAUCUCUCUCCACUGUGUCCACAUUUCGCUGCCACGCCUGCAAAGGCAAAUUCCGCACAGCGUCUGAGUUGGCACGCCACGUCCGCAUUCUCCACAAUCCGUACAAGUGCACCCUGUGUCCUUUUUCCGCCAGCCAGGAGGAGAGCCUGGCAUCCCACCUGCAGGACUGCCAUCCUUCCCCUGACACCCCUGCUCAGGCACCCUCCUUUAACUCCAGGAACCCCGUCGACACUCCCCUGCCCACCCCGACCCACACCCCAGGUCCAACCACUAAUAGUCCUCAAAUGACAGCUGCCGCAGGCUCCGGAUCCACAACCAUGCCUGCCUUUCGCUGUGAUACCUGUGGACAAAGAUUCACACAGUCCUGGUUCCUGAAGGGACACAUGAGAAAGCACAAGGACUCCUUGGACCACAAGUGCCAGGUUUGUGGUCGAGGUUUUAAGGAGCCCUGGUUCCUCAAAAACCACAUGAAAGUUCAUCUCAACAAGCUUGGCCUGAGGGCUGGACUGGGAUCUCCUGGAGGUGGUGCCGACCUGCCGUCAAAAGGUUCUGCUAACAGUCAGUCUCUCAACGCUCUGUACUCGAGUCUUCUUAUGGCUCAGAGGGGAGGUGGGGCCAGAGGAGGACAGGGGAGAUCUGACAGGGAGACUGAGGCCCGGGCUGAGAUGGGUCUGAGCAAGUCGGCGAUCCUGGGAUACCUGGGCCUGCCCAGUGACGGGGGUGGAGCUAGCUGUAUGGAGAGACUCCAAGCAGUGGCUCAAGUGGCAGAGAUGGGAAACGGUGGUGGUGGUGGCAUCGCUGGCAGUUCAGGAGGAGGAGAACCAGGAAGAGGAGGAGGAACAACGAGAGGAGGGAGCUCGGGUGAAACUGCCCCAUCUAUUGCAGACGGGGGGGACCAGGCAGCCUGGUGGCAGCUGGUGGCUCGCAGCCUGGCGGUUUCCCAGCAGCAGCAGAGGCCCCCUCAACAGCAGCAGGGACGCCGCGCUUCAAACCGAAGCCCGAUGACUGCAGAGGCAGACCGGGUCAGAGCCUUCCUGGGAGGCCUGGAGCCGAGAGAAGAGACAGGAGGAGCUGGGGGGUCGUGGGAAUGCCCCGACUGUGGAAAGCUGUUCCGCAGCCUCCAGCAGGUUGUGGUACACGCUCGCGUUCACACUCAGAGGCCUCAGAAAGGAGUCCGGGAAGAAGAUGGGAGUCGUACAAGAGUGGGGUCGGGAAGAGGAAGUGUUGGUGAGGUGAGGCAGGAACCUCAGCCGCACAGCGGCACGUCUCAGCAGAUGGGAGACGUGGGACAGGAAUCCAAAGUCAGCAGAGGAUCGCACCAACCAGGGGCAGCCACGGACUUCCACUCUGUCAUCUCCAACCUCAAAGGGGAAAACGGCCUGGCAGCAGCGGCCUCCGUGCCCUCAGCUCCCACCAGAGAGCGAAUUCGUGGCAGGGGGAUAAAAGACUGCCCCUACUGUGGCAAGGCCUUCCGUUCCUCACACCAUCUCAAAGUGCACCUGAGAGUUCACACAGGGGAGAGACCCUACAAAUGCCCCCACUGUGACUAUGCGGGUACUCAGUCUGGGUCGCUGAAGUACCACCUUCAGCGGCACCACAGGGAGCAACGAAACGCCUUAUCAGCCUCGUCCAACUCAUCGUCCUCUGGCGUCACCUCCACCAUCAACAGUUUGGCAUCUGGAACAUCCGGAAUGGGAAAGCAGCGCCGAUCGCAGCUCAGUCAGCACCUGACUAAGCGAGGGUCAUCUGACACCCUCGCCUCCCGGCCCAGCCAGCAGUCCUGGCUCCUCGGCGUCCCUGACCCUCAGGAGCAUCGGAAAGCUCUUGCCGCUCUGAGGGAUGUGGACUUGGAGACCCAGUACAGGUACCUCUCUGGGGUGAUGGGGGCCCUUUACAAAGGUGGGAUGGAAGGAGGCUGGAUCCGAGAAUCCACACCACCAAAGGUCCCCAAAGUGUCUCGGCGGAAGCCCCUCACCACAAGCCGGAUGGUUCAACCACCGACUGAGAAGGACGGUCCUGUGACAUUGACCCAGGAAGGCAGGUUUGAGCCUUUGGAUUUGUCCCGCCGCACCUCACCAGGCCUCGGAGGGGUGGAGGAGAAUGAAAGCAUGGGAGGGGACGAAGCGGGAGGUUUGUGGGGGGGCGGUGGGCCUGAAGGCUCAGCGGGGGUCAAACUGAGUCAGUGUUUGUUCUGCCCUUUCCACACGUCGUCUGCAGAGCUGAUGGCCAUGCAUCUGCAGGUCAACCACACCAGUAAGUCCAGACGCAAACGGGGCUCCUCCACCCUCUUAGAUGAAGAUGGAGUCCCAAAGCCCACCAAGAAGGGCUUCUCCAGCCUUGACGCAGUGUGGAGGCACAUGAGGGAGGCGCAGCCCCAAAGCCACCUGGGAGAGUGGCCCUCAGCUCACUCCCACAGCCAAAAUGGGCUUUGUGAACAUCUAGAUGACGCUCCUCAGCAUCCAGACUCCAUGGCUGCCAUGUCAAAGAUUGACAAGAUAGGGGAGCAAAGAAAUGACGAAGAGGAGGAGUUUGAGGCGAGUUUGGAGAACGGCAGUGUGGAAGACUUCCAAGAGCAGGAUCUGAGGAUUUCUCCAGAUCUGUCACCAGCUGUGAGCUCCAUCCACAUGGUGGAGGAAGAGGACAAACCCCUAACAGAUUAGAAAACUGUGCAGCAGCGUGGCUAAAACCUAGAUUUUCAGAAACAUUCGGCACAGGUGUGUUUCCUGAAAGUUACAGAUGUUGCUUUUUUUAUUAAAUGUGAGGGAAAAUCAUCUCGUUUGUCUGCUGGAGCUGUGACAUCUACCAGAAAUCCCAGGUAGAAUCCCACGAAAGAGGAAGCCCGAAUGCAUCUCUUCAGGAUUUGAAGGUGGAUUAUUUUUUUUCCAUUUCGUCCUUCCAACUCCAAGCAGUUUUUUAAAAUGCUCUCAAAUUUGAAGACUGACGGAGACGUCCAUGUGAGAUUCCGAGCAGAAUCCUGCAUCCUUCCAGAGUCACGGAUCCACACCGAGGAAGUUCUGCUCUGGACUGACGGCUUCCUGUCCGAAAGCGCUGCUCGUGAGCACGCGUGCGGGGAGAAAGCUUCCUGGGAGAAACUGCUCCCUCCGAUCUGUGCCACUGCCUUGAACUGUCCUCAGCGCCCGUCCCGCAGAGCAACCGAAAGAAAGCGUUGUCUUCUUUUUUUUCUCUCGCUGUGGUUGUUGUUUUCAGUCUGUUCCUGUUUGCUGUCGAGAGAGUCUUCCGGAGACUCCGACAGGUCGUUUGUUUGUAACCCGAAUAUACAGUUUAAAACAGCUUCAGUAUAUUUGUUGAAGAGUGCUUUAGGGUGUUGUGAAUAGUUGUAAAAGAAAUGCCACGUGGAGGCGGCCUGCGGCUGCUCGCGUGGAAGAAGAAGAAGAAAAAAAGAAAAAGCAGACGAUAUAAUGUGACAAAAGGGUUACAGAUGAUAGAGGGGGCAGAUUUCUGUGUUUACAUUUGUCACAGUGAAAAACCCACUAAGUGUGAGUCUGUUUGGGGGGUGUUUAACUCCUGGACACAAUCAGUUGACAUUUUCUAUGGAGAUUUUAGAAAUUGUGUCAAAAAUGAGAUUUUUUUUUUGUUUUCUUCAUUUAUAAUAGAAAGUAGAAAAUGUUUCCUCAAAGACAUAAUUGAAGAAAAAAGCUGUACUAUUGGCUCAUGGUGUCAUUUUUUUCUUUUUCUUAUUUAGAUGUGUAGAUUCUCUCUUUUCUUCUUUUUGGAUAAGAAAAGACAGUGGUAGGUUUAUUGAUUAAAACACUAACACAUGCAUAGGCAUCCCAGUAGAAUAAGUGUAGCUUUGAAAAAGUGGAGAAAAAAAAGCCGACUCCUGUUCGUUUUCAUUUCAAGAUGCUUACGGAAAAACUUAUCAAUACAGGUAAUAUUGAUUAUCAUGUUUGUGAGCUAAGACUAGUUGGAAUGUCAAAACAGAGCACUGUGCAAGGUUUGAGUUCCCAAAGUAGUUUUUAUUUUUAUGAUUAUCGUUGACUCUUCUGGAUAGACCAAACGUUCUGUUUUUCCAAUGGCAGUUGUCACCUUUUAUUUUUUUUGUUGUCAUCCCAAACGUGUACGAUUCAUUGGCUUUAUGAAUAGGUUGUGAGUGUACUGAGUUUUGAAGUCCUAAGGUAGUUCCAAAGUGGCCUCAAAAUCAAAGUGUGAUUUUUGUGAAGACAAACUACUGUUACAAACUAUUAAAAAAAGACUUUCAGCAUGAAAUUUUGUGAUUUGAAGGUAUAUUUAUAUAAAAAAAAAGGUAAAUGUGAGGCAUUAGUUUCCCCAGACCCUCUGUUCAUCAACAUUUGAUGGGGUAGUUUAUCACUGCGACCAUACUUUAUUGUGCAUUAAUGUUUUUGAAGUCCUUUUUAGAGCACCUUAUGAGUUUUGUUGUGAACGUCCCUCAGUGGUGUCUCCUUAACAGCUACUAUCAAUGCCACCGUGCCUUCUGUUUCAAGCACUUCCUGGUGUAUUUUGUAAAACUCACCGAAAGCACUUAGCCGAAAUCAACACCCUUUUCUCUUCUUCAUCACAUCCGCUCAUUUUCCUGACUGUCCGUCGGACUUCUGCAGUCUGACUCAUGAUGGGACGCCCCCUCCAGCCCCCCCCCCCCCCCCCCCCCGGCCUGUCGGGCCUUAAACGCGGCCACUCGGCCUCAUUCAGCAUCGCUUCAAAUGGCUAAAAAAAUCGAAUUAGGUUUGGCUCCAGGAUGAGUUUAACCCUUGGAAAGCCAAAGCCCAAAUCUACGAUUAUUGGAUGUUUUAUCGUCAUAAGGUGCCAAAACAUGUCCAGCUGGACACUAAGCUUGAAGAAAGAAAUUCCAAUCAGACUGUUUUCUCUGUCCCCCAUCAUGUCCCUCUCUCGUCCGUGAACUGUCAAUCUGCAGCACCACUUGAAGGUGACGUGUGCUAUCUGGUAUUGAGGCCUUUAUUAGACUUUAGUUUCUGUUUGUUUGUUUGUUUGUGUGGUGUUUGUUACAUGCCGUUGAGAUGGAAAAAUGCUCUUAUAAUGAUAAGUAUUAUUGUUUUUGGCAUUCUGGUUACAAAAACAGAAACAUGUUGUUGAAUGUUGUACAGAUAGUGCUAGAAAAUCUGUGUUCUUUUUGGUUUUUUGUUUGUUUGUUAUGCUUUUCUAUUUUGUUUUUUAAGAGAGCACAAACUUGAGCCAUGGUCCCUUCCCCUGCUGAAAAGUGAUUCCCGCCCUCUCGAAGGCAUCGCUGGUGCAGCCAGUCUGUAGAAUCUGGAAUUUUUCAGAUGUAGAUCAAGUCAGAAAACUGGUGGAAGACACUUUUAGUUUUCUAGAAAGCGAAAAACAAUUUGACCCUUGUUUGUUCCACAAACCAAACCACACGGCUAAACUCUGACUGCAGUGUGUCACUUGAUAUUUGCACUUGCUUUUGAAUUUUUCUGCCAUUUUUUUUUCAGAAAAACUAUAAAUUUUAAUGAAAGAGUUUAAAUUUAAAAAAAAAACAAUUAAGGUCAAAGGAACCUGUGGCUCAUUUUGGGGCUUUUGUUUUGAAUGAUUCGCGCUGAGGUGACGGGACCAUGUUGGGUUUGGGCUCUCAUGUAGAUGACUGCCAUUGCAGUGAGGGAAAACCCACCUAACAUAGUAGUGACUAAUAUAACUCUGUGGGCAAAUGGAAAAAAGAAAAAUAAAUCACAUUAUAAAUAAAUAUAGAGAAGAUGA
Oryzias latipes (Japanese medaka) is the source of this 6885-nucleotide messenger RNA. It is a transcript of the gene znf219, whose product is annotated as zinc finger protein 219. Gene Ontology annotation, molecular function: RNA polymerase II cis-regulatory region sequence-specific DNA binding; DNA-binding transcription factor activity, RNA polymerase II-specific. Lineage: Eukaryota; Metazoa; Chordata; Actinopteri; Beloniformes; Adrianichthyidae. The record is from RefSeq and is a predicted model, not a curated record. Gene Ontology annotation, biological process: regulation of DNA-templated transcription. Gene Ontology annotation, cellular component: nucleus.